UCCCGUUCGUGCUUGGCCUGUCCUUGGAGCGUUAGAGACCACUGGCCAGAGCUGGCUGGUUCCCUCUGCCAGCCUGGAGGAAGUUUGAGGGGCACAAGAGAACAUCAUGCAGGAUCCAAAUGAAGAUACAGAAUGGAAUGAAAUUUUAAGGAAUUUUGGCAUUCUUCCUCCAAAAGAAGAACCAAAAGAUGAAAUUGAAGAGAUGGUGUUGCGCUUACAGGAGGAAGCAAUGGUUAAGCCAUAUGAGAAGAUGACACUUGCACAGCUGAAAGAAGCAGAAGACGAAUUUGAUGAAGAAGACAUAAAAGCUAUAGAAAUAUAUAGAGAAAAGCGGUUACAGGAAUGGAAAGCACUCACGAAGAAACAAAAAUUUGGGGAAUUGAGAGAAAUUUCUGGAAAUCAGUAUGUAAAUGAAGUCACAAAUGCAGAAAAAGACUUGUGGGUUAUAAUUCAUCUAUACAGAUCAAGUGUCCCGAUGUGUUUGGUGGUUAACCAGCAUCUGAGUGUCCUAGCAAGAAAGUUUCCAGAAACCAAAUUUGUUAAAGCCAUCGUGAAUAGCUGCAUUGAACACUACCAUGACAACUGUUUACCAACAAUUUUUGCUUAUAAAAAUGGUCAGAUAGAAGGCAAAUUCAUUGGAGUUAUAGAAUGUGGAGGGAUAAAUCUCAAGCUAGAAGAACUUGAAUGGAAACUAUCAGAAGUUGGAGCAAUACAGACUGACUUGGAAGAAAACCCCAAAAAGGGCAUUGCAGAUAUGAUGGUGUCUUCCAUUAGGAACGUUUCCAUCUAUGACAGUGACAGCUCUGGCAGUGAUGCUGAGGCCAAGUAGAGCUGGUUAAUAAAGAGCUUUACAAUAGGGGAAUGCA
Molecule: messenger RNA, 866 nt
Organism: Rattus rattus (black rat)
Lineage: Eukaryota; Metazoa; Chordata; Mammalia; Rodentia; Muridae
Gene: Pdcl2
Product: phosducin like 2
Exons: 6
Coding region: 107-829 (240 amino acids)
Biological process (GO): protein folding
Cellular component (GO): cytoplasm
Source: RefSeq, a predicted model, not a curated record